Molecule: messenger RNA, 1917 nt
Organism: Pristis pectinata (smalltooth sawfish)
Lineage: Eukaryota; Metazoa; Chordata; Chondrichthyes; Rhinopristiformes; Pristidae
Gene: lrit1a
Product: leucine-rich repeat, immunoglobulin-like and transmembrane domains 1a
Exons: 4
Coding region: 1-1917 (638 amino acids)
Cellular component (GO): endoplasmic reticulum membrane
Molecular function (GO): protein binding
Source: RefSeq, a predicted model, not a curated record
AUGGUGCUGAGGAAGAAGAUUAACCGAGAGCUUGAAGAAAGGACUGUGCUGUGUAACCAUCCAGAAAUGACUUUGAUUCCUUCUAACAUUCCUGCUGACACGCUGAAACUGGUGAUUGAGAAAACAUUAAUCAAACAAGUCUCUGCACAAGCAUUCUCUUCUGCUUCUAAUCUGGAGUGUCUCAGGGUGUCCUUCAAUCCCAUCAGCAACUUCAGUGGGGAGAGUCUUCAGGGUCUGAUCAGACUGAGGGAGCUUCGCCUGAAUGGCAAUGCACUUUCAACCUUUCCAUGGGAAGCCCUCUCCCGCUUGCCACAUCUCUGGCUGCUUGAUCUACACAGCAAUGUCCUUCCAUCAUUCCCCACCCAAGCAGCCACUUACUUCAAAAACAUCACCUACCUGGAUUUAUCAAAUAACAGGUUGACAACACUUUCAUCUAGUGUGAUCUCAACGUGGCUGAUGGUUCCACAGGCGGCCAAAGUGAUCUCAUCCACUGGUAAUUCAAAACUGAUCAUAGGAUUACAUAACAACCCUUGGGAAUGUGACUGCAGAUUAUCAGAACUAGUUAAUUUUGUUAAGAUGCACAAUCCAACAACAGCAUUGAUGGAUCCUCGAUUAAAGUGCUCCAGGCCAGAACACCUCACCGGAGCUCUCUUCAGCAACAUAGAGCUAAAUAAAUGCCAGACCCCAAGCAUACACGUCGCAGAAGGUAAAGUGAUCGCAGUGACAGGGAGCACAGUCUCACUUCAUUGUACAAUGACAGGAGUUCCCACCCCUACCGUCAGCUGGAGUCGACUGGAUAAUAAUCUGCUGAAUGGGACAGUGAUACUGGACAAUACUGACAAGACACUAAAGUGGUCUACGCUCAGCCUAUCAGAUGUAUCCCAUCAGGACUCUAGUGAAUAUUUGUGUCGAGCAAGUAAUUUGAUGGGAAUAUCUAGUGCUACAAUUUCCCUUCUCGUGGUUGACUCUGCCAUGGCAGUAGAACCAAUCAAGAGCACGUCGAAAAGGAGAUGUCUCAGAAAAAUGAGAAAUCAGAAGGCUGCCACACGCAAUAGGAAGCUGAUGGACAGAUAUGUGAGUACCCUAACCUCCACAGUGUCACCAAGAGAGAUGCCAAGGGGCUCUUAUUCCAUUGGUAGGACAGACUACUUUGUCAUGCACCAUCAUCAGAUGAAUCCAAAUCAAAAUGUCCCAGAGAUUGUUUCCCUCAAGAUGAAUCCUUCCAAAAUUAAUAGCUUGUUGGAAAAUCGAAGAAGCAUCGAUGAUUCCCGCAAUAUAACAUCGAGUCCCCCUUCAACCCAACCUGAAGCAGACUGCUUAGUAAGAACCGUCAGAGUCAUAGGGGGUACCUAUCAUAGUGUUUCCUUGGCUUGGAGAUCACCUAAGGCAACAAACAUCACUCUUUUUAGUAUCUUAUAUACUACUUUUGGUGAAAGGGACAUGAGCAGAAUAAAUGUGGGCCCUGGGAAGACCAAGAUCACUAUUGAUGGUUUGAAGCCACAAACCAAGUACAUUGUCUGCGUUUGUGUCAAAGGAAUCAUACCCAAGAAAGAGCAGUGUGUGAUUUUCUCCACUGAUGAGGUGGCUCAUGCAAGUGGUACGCAGAAACUGAUUAACGCUGUGGUGAUCACUGUGGCCUGUGUAAUUGUGGUCCCUCUCACCCUCAUUGUCUGCUGUGGGGCCUUAAAGAGACGCUGCAGGAAGUUUCUGAUUAAACCCCCAGAAGACGAUUACCAAAACAACUCGUUUGUUACAUUUGAAAGCUUGGCAAUGGGGCCAGGACCAAGUGUUACAGAAGAAGAAUAUAUGACUCAUCACAAUAAAGAUGAGGCCAACAGACUGUUGUCACCAAGGUCCAGUUUGGAUUCCGAAGAAGCAACUAACAAUGAAGCACAACAACAUGAAUAUUUCUGUUGA